Messenger RNA from Amphiprion ocellaris (clown anemonefish), 1616 nucleotides. RefSeq names its product inward rectifier potassium channel 16-like. The record is from RefSeq and is a predicted model, not a curated record. Lineage: Eukaryota; Metazoa; Chordata; Actinopteri; Pomacentridae. Gene Ontology annotation, cellular component: plasma membrane. Bases 222 to 1367 code for a protein of 381 amino acids. Gene Ontology annotation, biological process: potassium ion import across plasma membrane; regulation of monoatomic ion transmembrane transport. The transcript has 2 exons. Gene Ontology annotation, molecular function: inward rectifier potassium channel activity.
CCAAUAAGGUUUCAGAGGGAAAUAAUUGCUCUGAUAUCUGAACAAAAUGGGACUUUGCCUCAGGACCAGGCCAGCCCCCAACAAUGUCACAUUCUGCAACCAGAUGAGCCUAGAGCUUAUUUCAGCUGAACAACAUUGUCUAAUGCGGAAAAGAUCCGAUGGACUUCUGUGACACCUGACAUACUUUCUACUUUGCACGAGCCUGAAAGCUAGCUAUCAAAAUGAGCACAGAAAGAGGCGAACAGGUCAUUGAUACCCACUAUACCACAGUCCACACUCUGGGCAGGGAAAAGGGAAACAAGCAGAGGGAGCUCCGCUACAUGCAGAAAGAUGGCAGGUUCCCUGUGGUGUUUCACAAGACCCCUGGAGACUGGAGCCCAUAUUUAAUAGACAUUUUCACCACUCUUGUGGAGAUCCGCUGGAGGGUGAUGCUCCUCCUCUUUUCCCUUUCAUACAUUCUGUCUUGGCUCUUUUUUGGUCUCCUUUACUGGCUCAUAGCCCACGUAAAUGGAGACAUUGACAAUGCAGAUGAGGAUCUAUGUGUGGCAAACGUGCGUGGCUUCACUGGAGCCUUUAUGUUCUCAAUGGAGACCCAGGCAACUAUCGGCUAUGGCUUCAGGGUAACGACCGAGAACUGUAUGGUGGCUAUUAUUGUGGUGACAGUUCAAGAUGUAUUCAGCUGUCUUCUUGACACCAUUGUCAUUGGCAUUGUCGUGGCUAAGAUGGCAUCUGCUCGGAAGAGAGCUCAGACGGUGGGUUUCAGCAACUGUGCUGUGGUCAACCUGCGAGACGGGGUUCUGUGCCUGUCAUGGCGCCUUGGGGACCUGAGAGGUAAUCACAUUCUGGAUGGGGUCAUCAGGGCUCAGUUAGUCCGCUAUGUGAAGAAACCACUGGGCUUCGUUGUGAUAUCAUACCAAGACUUGGACAUCCAGGAUCGGGACAUUGUCCUUGUCACACCAGCCACCAUUAUUCACAAGCUGGAGCCCGGCAGCCCCCUCUACACCUUGGGCCCUGAUGACCUGCUGGAGGGCUACUUUGAGAUAGUAGUGUCUUUCACCUACACCGGCGACUCCACAGGUAUGCUCCACCAGACACGAACCUCCUACACACCUACAGAAAUUCGCUGGGGCCAGCGUUUCCAGGACAUGGUGAAACCGGGCAAGAAGCACUACAAGGUCGACUAUGGUCUGUUCAACGAGACCUCGUGGGUGUCAAUGCCCUUCAUGAGUGCCGAGGAAUAUGACAGGAGGAGGUGUCCAGUAGAGGGCAGCCCACUCUUAUCAUCUGUCAAGAGCAAUGGACACAGAAACACUUGCCAGGUGAACGUUGACACCACUGAGGAAGUGAUGCAUCAAACCUUUUUGUAGCAUAACAAGCGAAGAAAAUAACACAUAGCCUGCUUUGCAUUGCAGUGCAUGUGGAAUUGUUUCUACAGCACUACUUUUUGUGGAUUGUGUGAUUAGUUGAGCUCUCAUAAAUAUGUUUAUAUGUGCAUUUGUAGCAUAUACAGUGUUCAUAAUUUGAUAUGUUUCUUUAUGCUUUUAAAAUAUGAAAAUUUAAGUCAAAUAAAGCUUGAAAAGCCUGCUCUUUCAUUUCAAUAAAUCUUUUAUACAAGA